This is a messenger RNA of Camponotus floridanus (Florida carpenter ant), 3177 nucleotides long. RefSeq names its product melanotransferrin (gene Tsf2). The transcript has 9 exons. The record is from RefSeq and is a predicted model, not a curated record. Lineage: Eukaryota; Metazoa; Arthropoda; Insecta; Hymenoptera; Formicidae. Gene Ontology annotation, biological process: iron ion transport. Gene Ontology annotation, cellular component: plasma membrane; recycling endosome; extracellular region. The coding region runs from base 119 to 2659 and encodes 846 amino acids.
UGGAUGACGUCACGCGUUGUACUAUUCUCUGUUGGGUGUAGUUCGGUUAUAAUUUGGAGUAGUCAUGUCAGGGUGUUGUCCGUGAUCAACUGACUGUAAAGAGAUAUUUGAAGGGAAAAUGGGGCUGGGACACUACGUGAUACUAAUAUCUUUGUGCAGUUUUGUUUUGCCUCAUAUUUAUGGCCAGCGAUAUAGGCAACAAGAAAGACUCAACAACACAGUCAUAUGGUGUACAGUUUCCGAAGGUGAACAGAAUAAGUGCAAAGCCUUUUCCAGGGCGAUUGAUCGGGAGAUAGCGUCCUUUGGCUUUAGCUACUUUUCGAUACAAUGCAAGCAAGCAUUCAACAAGGAAGAAUGUAUGGCUAUGCUAGAUCAUGAAAAGGCCCAGAUAACAACAUUAGAUGCCGGAGAGGUCUUUGUAGCUGGACGAUACCAUAGUCUUGUACCAAUAAUGCAGGAGAUACAUGAAAACCAUGUGAAUUAUCAAUAUGCUGUUGCAGUGAUUAAGAAAGGAUCUCUGUCAGAUGUACAAAGUUUACAUGAUCUUAGACACAGGAAGGCCUGCUUUGCUGGCGUCGGAACAUUAGCGGGUUGGGUUAUUCCAAUUAAUACUCUUAUGCAACAUGGGGGAAUGGAAGUUAUUGAUUGUAACAAUCAUGUAAAGUCGACAAUUAAAUAUUUUGGUCCUAGCUGUGCAAUACACUCUUUAAUUGACAAAUAUAAUCCGCUUGGUGAUAAUUCUGAUCAUUUGUGUAGCUUGUGCAUUGGAAAGGUACCUGGUGGCAAAUGCACUUAUCAAGAUCCUUAUGCAGGAUAUGAGGGGGCUUUUCGAUGUUUGGUCGAAGCAGGCGAAAUUGCCUUCCUGGUGCACACGACUGUACACGAGAUGACUUCAACGACAUUUGACUUUAUUUCCGUUAAGAAGGAGCAAUUCGAACUUCUCUGCAAGGACGGUACUCGCAGAUCCGUGGACGAGUACAGGACCUGUAAUUGGGGUACCGUGCCAUCACGCGCGAUAGUCACAUCUUCGGCGACGAAUUUCGAGAUUCGUCGAAUGUACCAAAAAUUUCUGGAGAAAGCGGCUCGAAUAUUCCACAAUAACAGAAAUAACACGACGAACUUGAAUCGUUUUAACGAUAACCAGAGGAAUUAUGAAAGUCGUCCGGACAAUAACAGAUUUGGGGAGGACGAUUUUAAUAGGAACGGCGUUAACAAUCCGAACGAAUAUAACACGGACAAUUGGGAUCGCAAUGGAUACGAUCGAAGUUUCAGUGGCAACAAUGGAUUCAACUCGUGGGAGAAAUCUCCAAUUAAUGAUACGUUCGAUUAUAGAGAUCACACCGAAUCUACUGUACAGCCGAUAGAAGUGUUCGAUUUGUACGAGUCGGCACCUAGAUAUGGAAUGAAACAUAAUUUAAUAUUUUCAGAUUCCGCUCGCGAUUUCAUACAACUCCCUGAGAAAGAUCAAACAUAUACGGGAUAUUUGGGAAGAUCCAUAGAUCAUAUAUUAGGAGUGCGCCAUUGCCCUGUAAAUCGAAUGUCGUUAUGCGUUACGUCCGACCCGGAAAUGGAGAAAUGUGUGAAAAUGAAGAUUGCUUUAAAAGCUCAGCUGCUGAAGCCAGAAUUACUCUGUCAUAAAGGCCACAGCCAAAUCAAUUGUAUGCAAUUGAUACAAAACGGGAUUGCUGAUGUAGCUAUAUUGGACGCCAGCGAUGUUUAUACCGCUGGAUUACGUUUCAAUCUGAUCCCGUUUAUAUCCGAGGUGUAUAAUCUUGGCACACCGGACUAUUACGUCGUCGCCGUCGCUAAAGAAGAGGACGAUAGCACAGAUCUGACGUAUCUGAAAAAUAAAUAUACUUGUCACACCGGGAUUAACACCGCCGCGGGCUGGGUCUAUCCACUGGCCUACCUUAUCUCUAAUAAAUGGAUCAGGGGCUACGGUUGCGAUUCUGUACGCGCCGCCGCUGAAUACUUCAGUAAAUCCUGCGUGCCAGGCGCACUUAGUACCGAGUAUAAUAUAGGCGUGCCUUACGAUAAUAUGUGCGAUUUAUGUCACGGAGUCAGCUAUCGGUAUUGCCGAAGAGACGCCUCCGAGGAUUAUUUCGGAUACACGGGCGCCUUCAGGUGUCUGGUGGAAGGCGGCGGAGAUGUAGCUUUUGUCAAACACACGACAGUCGCGGAGAACACUGACGGCAAGCGCAGGGAAUUUUGGGCGCGCAACACCUUCACCAAGGACUUCGAGUUGCUCUGUCCAGACGGCACGCGCCGGCCGACUAAAGAUUACGAGAACUGUAACAUGGGCAAGGUCGCCGCUAACGCUAUAGUCACGCGUGGCGGUUACGGCUACAACGAGACGCAGAUUAACGCUUAUAUAAAUCUGUUCAUAUACGCGCAACAGUUUUACGGCCGAAAAGAGCAGGACGAGUUCAGCUUCAGCAUGUUCUACAGCCCGCCCCCUUACAGCGAUCUCAUUUUUCAGGACGCCACUCAACAGUUAAUAAUCAUACCGCCGGAGAAGCGAGAAUAUAGUAUGUACCUCGGGCCAGAUUUUAUGAGAGCUAGGAGAAUUGUGGAUUGUAACGCUGGCGCGUCAGCCAUAAGCUACUCAUUGCUUGCUACGAUAAUUAUGAUAGCAUUCACUUUCACAUUCGGUAGAUAAGUGUCACUAUAGCAAUACGAUUUAACAUCUUCUUUCGAAGCAAUACGAGAACGGAUCCCAGGAAGUAUCGAAUAGUUGGAUGAUGGGACCUUCUAAAAAAAGCGAUAUGAUUUACUUACUUUUAUAUGAAUAAUUUACAUUGAAAGAUUACAAAAAAAAACAGAGAUUUGAUAGGAUAGAAUUUUAUUAUUGUCAAAUGUAUAUUUUAUCGUUACAACGUAAAUUUAUAUGGAUAAAUUUAUUCUGAAUAUCAUUUUAUAAAUAUUUUACACGUCUAUUUAACAGUACAAAUGGCUAAGAGGUAGAGUUAGAUAUAUUAAUAAAUUUCAUGGCUGCCUUUGCGUCCGUUCAACGGAACCUUAUCUCUAAAUGUUUCCGUCCAAAUAGAGAAAUUUAACGAUCUGUUAAUCUUAAGGAUCAUUGUAUAUUUAAUAAUUUGAUAUAUAUAUAUUGUAUAUUUUAUAUACCGUCCACACACAUUAACAUUUUUAUAGAAAUAAAUCUUUAUAAAGUCUCCA